Molecule: messenger RNA, 411 nt
Organism: Bolinopsis microptera
Lineage: Eukaryota; Metazoa; Ctenophora; Tentaculata; Lobata; Bolinopsidae
Exons: 5
Coding region: 43-411 (122 amino acids)
Source: RefSeq, a predicted model, not a curated record
AUCAUCCAAAGACAACGACUCUCGAAAUCAGGUGAAGCGAGAAUGAAAGUUAAUCUUUUGAUCGCACUGCCUCUACUGAUCUUCCUAGUUCAGGGUUACUACAGUCAACUCCAAGGAAAAUCAGGAAAAGAAAACGUAUAUGACAUUGACAGCGAACAACGAACAGGUGGUACAGUUGGAAAAGAACCCGUGACGAUAAAAGGUGAACAGCAGUUAACCUCUUCUGGCCCUUCUCCGGGAUCAGGUAGUACAGCUGAAAGAAAACACGGAAUGGUUCGAAGAGAACAGCAGGUAACCUCUUCUGGCCCUUCUAGUUCAACAGAAUCAGGUGGUACAGUUGGAAAAGAACCCGUGACGAUAAAAAGUGAACAGCAGUUAACCUCUUCUGGCCCUUCUUCGGGAUCAGGUUAG